UUCACAGGUGCCGGCAUGCCUGCGGGUUCCAAAAGAGUGUCUAUACACCACCGGAAGUGAAGCGCGGGGCUCUCCGCAGAGAACGCCCUACUCUCCCGCCAGUCUCUCCUCAGCACACGGACUAGGGCUCCUGGGGAGGGGGUGGAAUGGGGAGGUGGGGCAUGCACCUCACUCCUUGGCCCCCUCUGACCGCGAGAGGGUUCUACGGACAACCUUACAGCGCCCAGAAACCUCAUACAGUCGUCUGGAGUCGGAAGCAAAGCGCACCGGACCACUUCCGCCCAUCUUCUUCCUACAUUGCCAGGAGCUUCGGGGCAGAGCGGAAGUGACACACCAAAAGAGUUUCUGCGACUCGUGAGUUGUGGAGGAGAGAAAAGCUCGUGGGGCUGUCUGUUCUUCACGCUGGAGGGUCUUAUGUACCCCAGGCUGGCCUUGAACUGACAGCAUAGCUGACACUGCCCUUGCACCUCGUCCUCUACUGGAUCACAGACAAGUGCCAGUUUCUGUGGUGCUGGGGACUAAACCCUUGUGCAUGGUAGGCAACCUUCUACCUGGUUUCUGUAUGCUGUCAUCUGCACACGUGGUCCCUACAAGUGUGCGACGUGCCCCGUCGUGGAUCUGCAGCCCUUCCCGUUCCUUCAUGGAUCUGAAGGCUCUUCUCUCUUCCUUGAAUGACUUUGCCUCCCUCUCAUUUGCUGAGAGCUGGGACAAUGUGGGGUUGCUGGUGGAGCCAAGCCCACCCCAUACUGUAAAUACACUCUUCCUGACCAAUGAUCUGACGGAGGAGGUCAUGGAGGAGGCUCUGCAAAAGAAGGCAGAUCUCAUUCUCUCCUACCAUCCACCUAUCUUCCGGCCCAUGAAGUACAUAACUUGGAAGACCUGGAAGGAACGCCUUGUGAUCCGGGCUCUGGAGAACAGAGUCGCCAUCUACUCUCCCCACACGGCCUAUGACGCCGCACCCCAGGGAGUCAACAGCUGGUUGGCCAAAGGGCUCGGAACUUGCACUACCAGGCCCAUCCACCCUUCCAAAGCUCCGAACUACCCCACAGAGGGAACUCACCGGCUAGAAUUCAGUGCAAACCACAGCCAAGACCUGGACAAAGUCAUGUCUGCCGUGAAAGGGGUUGGAGGUGUCUCUGUCACCUCUUUUCCUGCCAGGUGUGAUGGUGAGGAGCACACACGGGUCAGUCUGAAUUGUACUCAGAAGGCUUUGAUGCAGGUGCUAGCUUUUCUCUCCCAGGACAGACAACUUUAUCAGAAAACUGAAAUUCUUUCUUUGGAGAAGCCUUUGCUUCUGCAUACUGGAAUGGGACGCUUGUGCACACUGGAUGAGUCUGUCUCCCUGGCAACAAUGAUAGAACGAAUCAAAAGACACCUAAAGCUGCCUCAUCUUCGCUUAGCUCUUGGAGUGGGGAGGACCUUAGAGUCUCCAGUCAAAGUUGUGGCCCUGUGUGCUGGUUCUGGGGGCAGCGUUCUACAAGGAGUAGAGGCCGACCUUUACCUCACAGGUGAAAUGUCCCACCAUGAUGUUCUGGAUGCUGCUUCCAAAGGGAUAAAUGUCAUCCUUUGUGAACACAGCAACACUGAAAGAGGCUUCCUUUCUGAUCUUCAAGAAAUGCUGGGUGUUCACUUGGAGAAUAAGAUUAAUAUUAUCCUGUCUGAGACAGACAGGGACCCUCUCCGUGUGGUUUAGAAGGCAAGGACAUAAUGACAGAAGCCUGGACUGAACAGGACUGUGCAGGAGUUGGUACACCACCCUUCUGCAGAACUGUAAAGAACUUCUCAUUUCAGUUUGCUAAUCUGGCUCAACAAAUGUCAUAGCUCAGACGGUAAAACUGUAAAGAGUACAUUAAAGACAAAUCUUGGGGCUGGAGAGAUUGCUCAGUGGUUAAGAGCACUGACUGUCACCCGACUGCUCUUCCAGAGGUCCUGAGUUCAAUUCCCAGCAACCACAUGGUGGCUCACAGCCAUCUGUAAUGAGAUCUGAUGCCCUCUUCU
This is a messenger RNA of Rattus rattus (black rat), 1998 nucleotides long. RefSeq names its product NGG1 interacting factor 3 like 1 (gene Nif3l1). The coding region runs from base 533 to 1693 and encodes 386 amino acids. Gene Ontology annotation, cellular component: cytoplasm; mitochondrion. Lineage: Eukaryota; Metazoa; Chordata; Mammalia; Rodentia; Muridae. The record is from RefSeq and is a predicted model, not a curated record. The transcript has 8 exons.